CCUUCAUUAAACAACGCAAUUUUGUAAUCAACUCGAUUGUACUCCAUAAAGAUCUCUACACUCAACUUAGUCCUCUCUUUCAAGCACAACCAUGCCUAGUUUAAAGAAAUCAAAUCGAGGUACCUCCGUAGCAAGCGAGUUCAACCAAGCCCUCCAAGAAACCCCCGCAUUCGAACCAAUGCGAUAUACGGCAAACUACGUAAGGAUGGCUCAGCUCGAGCUAAGUUCCUUUGAGUUUCAGGAUCUCAUGGCAGCGCUCAAAGAGGCAGGGAGGCUCUUGCCGGAGAAAUUUGAUCCAGACAAGCAGCCGUGGCCACCGGAGGCAGAAGAGGUUAAUCAACGGAUGGAGGAAAUGUUGAAGAAUUACGAUAACCUUGCUGGGUGCUUCAAACAGUUUGUGCAAAGUGCGCAAGCUGCGGGUGCGGGCAUGGGUGUCACGCGCCAGCAGUGAUGUUUAGAAAUAUGACUGGGUUACUGGCGUCGCUUAAUUGAUAUAGCAGUUGUUAAGUUUUCUUGGAAUUAUGUUAUUAAUAGUGGAUAUCUAAUUCAAGUGAUGGAGUUGUAACAAUUCGUUACCAACAACAGACCCCAAAGCUUUGGUCUGGGCUUUUAUACCCCCC
Messenger RNA from Fusarium verticillioides 7600, 620 nucleotides. RefSeq lists its product as hypothetical. The transcript has 2 exons. Lineage: Eukaryota; Fungi; Ascomycota; Sordariomycetes; Hypocreales; Nectriaceae. The record is from RefSeq and is a predicted model, not a curated record. Bases 92 to 451 code for a protein of 119 amino acids.